CCCCGGCCUGCAGGGCGCGUGAAGUUCGCAGCGCCCGGGAGGAGAGAAGACGGGCGGCGUGCCAUGGCGGUCGCGCUCCCGGAGGUGGUGGAAGAGCUCCUGAGCGAGAUGGCCGCCGCUGUGCGAGACAGCGCGAGAAUUCCCGACGAGCUUCUCUUAUCGCUGGAGUUUGUGUUUGGGUCAUCGGCCAUCCAGGCCUUGGACCUAGUCGAUCGAGAGUCCGUCACUUUAAUCUCAUCACCCAGUGGAAGGCGUGUUUACCAGGUGCUAGGGAGUUCUGGCAAAACAUAUACAUGUCUGGCUUCCUGUCAUUACUGCUCGUGCCCAGCAUUCUCCUUCUCAGUGUUACGGAAGAGUGACAGCCUGCUGUGUAAGCAUCUUCUGGCAAUUUACCUUAGUCAGCUUCUGAGGAACUGCCAGCAGCUCCAUGUGUCUGACAAGCAACUGACAGACCUAUUGAUGGAGGACACAAGAAGGAUAAAAGGUGCGGCUGGAACAUGGACUUCAAAGACAGAAGCCUAGCAGGAAACGCAUUCACAUCUCACGGUGCCCGAGGUGGAGGAAUGGGAUGCACUUCCAGACUUGUGACUGUCACUUCACCCUCACAGGCUAGGCUGCAGAGGGUCUGUGUGGUUAAGAGCCCUCUAUGGUCUUAAUAUUAGCCAGCCUCUGAGCCCUGCAGGUAGAAAUGUCCCUUGGGAGAAUUAAGUAUUGUUGACUCAAAUAAAGCCUGAGCCAUGUUGUAUCUGCAA
Mus musculus (house mouse) is the source of this 752-nucleotide messenger RNA. RefSeq names its product zinc finger SWIM-type containing 7 (gene Zswim7). The transcript is spliced from 5 exons. Gene Ontology annotation, biological process: double-strand break repair via homologous recombination; DNA recombinase assembly; protein stabilization. NCBI's taxonomy places the organism in Eukaryota, Metazoa, Chordata, Mammalia, Rodentia, Muridae. Bases 64 to 522 code for a protein of 152 amino acids. Gene Ontology annotation, molecular function: zinc ion binding. The record is from RefSeq and is marked validated. Gene Ontology annotation, cellular component: nucleus; Shu complex; chromosome.